AUGCACACAAUGUGUUCAUGUGUAAACAUUCAAAUCACAGAAAUCAUUUGGACAAUCGAAAAACAAAAAAUGAACUCUGACAUGAGAUCAAGCUUGAGAUCAACAUUAGUGGCGAACACGUGUGAAGCAAAUUCUAUACUGGGAAGGGGACUAAUCCUCAAAUAUUUUUCCAAAAUUAUAAAGUGAAACCUUAAUUGUUCGUUUUCCAUUCAGUUUACUGAAUCACCAAAUGUUGUGAAAACAUUUUUUCAAUUUGUUUUCUACCUUUUAAGAAAACUACAAAAAUGUGAUAUUAUGGGACUUUUUAGAAAUAAAAACGUGUUCCAAAUUCGACUAAAAAAUUAGCAAUUUAAGACGAUUGAAUCAUUCAUAAUUUAUUUUAACUAUUCAGAAUCGUUUGUAUUUAAUAGUAGCAGAUUAAAAAGAGUGAGUUUGACAAAAUAUUACUGUAUCAGAUAAGUUAAUGUUUUUUGUUCAGUGGGCGAUCAGUACAUGAAUAUCGCAGAUGCUGGAGGAGGCGCUGCUGCUCCACCUCCCCCACCACCACAAAAACAAUUCCCUGCGUUUCCAAAUGCCGGAGCAGCUGGUGCAACUGGUGCACCCCCACUUCCUCCGCCGCCUCCUCCAAUUGCACCAGGUGGUGGUGCUUUACGUGAGAAUGAUGACAUUGAACUCGAGUCAGAUAUGAAGAAGCCAGUGCCACCAAGUGGAUCAAAAUCAAAAGGUGGAAAAACUGAGAAAGGAAAAGAUAAGAAGAAGAAAAAGAAGGGUGGAAAAGCAUCAUCUGAAGAUAGUAAUCGACCUCCAAAGGCGAUUAUUGUGAGUUGGAAUAAAUUCGUGGAAAAUGUUUGAUUGAUGUGUUUUUCAGCCAAGAAUCGUUCUUUUUGUUUUCUUCGUUUUGUAUUUGGCAGCAGUUGGUGGAUGGCUAUUCGUUUUGCUUUGUGGAUUGGGAUCAAUCGGUACUUUGGAUGAUGCAUUUUUGUCAAUGGGCUCAUAA
Messenger RNA from Caenorhabditis angaria, 997 nucleotides. The record is from the annotation of a GenBank genome assembly. Lineage: Eukaryota; Metazoa; Nematoda; Chromadorea; Rhabditida; Rhabditidae.